Messenger RNA from Guyanagaster necrorhizus, 1194 nucleotides. RefSeq lists its product as uncharacterized. The transcript has 11 exons. Gene Ontology annotation, molecular function: nucleic acid binding; methyltransferase activity; oxidoreductase activity. Gene Ontology annotation, biological process: methylation. The record is from RefSeq and is a predicted model, not a curated record. The coding region runs from base 1 to 1194 and encodes 397 amino acids. Lineage: Eukaryota; Fungi; Basidiomycota; Agaricomycetes; Agaricales; Physalacriaceae.
AUGAUCCCACUUAUUGCUUCUGUUGUUCUUGUCUACCUUGCUACAGUUCGCUACCUUAGGUACCGGCGUCUGCAUGCUGUGCAAGCCAGGAUCCGUGCCAGCGGUAAGGAACCUAGUCCUUCUGAAGCUCAGUCUGCUUUACAGGGAGCAUUGUUGUAUGACAUGCCCUUCUUUACGCGCCUCGGGGCUCAAGUUGCACUCCUCAAGACAUAUGGGAUCCCUUCCAUCUCCGCUCUGCUAUUGAAAACUGGGGAGUUUUCCACAGAACGAAAACUCACGAAGAGGGUUACUGAUACGGCUUUGCUCAUCUCCACCUUCAUCUCUUGUCCCUUGGAGUAUUCGCCAACGACAACGAAAUCAACACCAUGUCUUGGGCCGAGAAGCAAUAUUGCGCUUGCCCGAGUGAAUUGGCUGCAUAGACGCUACAACAUCUCAAAUGAUGAUAUGUUGCAUACUCUGGCUCUCUUUAUUUUGGAGCCCAUGCGUCUAGUAGCACGCUUCGAUUGGCGUCCGUACAGCCCGGAAGAAGCAAACUGUAACUUCCUCAUGUGGAAGGAUAUUGGUCAACGCAUGGACAUCAAAGGGAUCCCUGAGAGUCUCGGUGAAUUAGAAGAAUGGAGCAGACAAUAUGAAAGUACCCAUAUGGUCCCGUCGGAGAGCAGUCAUCAGCUGGCCAACAUGGCACUGGACUAUAUGAGCACCCGAGUGCCAAAUAUACCUGGUGCACGAUCGUUGGUCAAAGACGUGUUUCUGUGCCUGUUGGAUGAUGAACUUCGAAAUGCCAUGAUGCUCCCUGCACCGUCGAAAUAUGCACAGACCUUCGUCAAGACAGCUCUGGCGGUUCGAGCCUUUAUCGUCAGAAACUUCAUGCUUCCUCGAUUCAAACCUCAGGGAUACAUUGUCGUCGAGAACCCUCCAUAUAGCAUAGACUCUGAUGGUCUCAUGCGUCUUCAUACGAUUGUCCGAAGGCACUAUCCAUGGUAUUAUCCUGUCCCAACAGGCUGGCGGCAUGCUUUUGAUUGGUUAUUUGGCCUCACGAAGGGGAAUCUCUAUCCCGGAGCGGUGUUUAAGUCGGAGGGAUAUCGCCUGGAGGAACUGGGACCAAUUAGGUUUGAGCAACAUGGUCACGAAGAAGUGAUGAAGGAAGCCCAAGAACUGUAUGGAGCGCCAAUCGAAAAGCCUUGGGCCCGUUGA